Molecule: messenger RNA, 1630 nt
Organism: Loxodonta africana (African savanna elephant)
Lineage: Eukaryota; Metazoa; Chordata; Mammalia; Proboscidea; Elephantidae
Gene: STARD3NL
Product: STARD3 N-terminal like
Exons: 11
Coding region: 434-1120 (228 amino acids)
Biological process (GO): cholesterol transport
Cellular component (GO): endoplasmic reticulum-endosome membrane contact site; late endosome membrane; lysosomal membrane
Molecular function (GO): cholesterol binding
Source: RefSeq, a predicted model, not a curated record
CCCGCCCCGCCCCUCCGCCCGCGAGGGCCCUGCGGGCGCGACCAGGGAGCCGCUGUCCCUGGGCUAACUUGGGGCAGCCUGCCCGCAACCACCCGACGAGGAGAACAUACAGUGUCCUGGCGAAAGCAGCACAGAGAAGAAGGCUGGAUGGUUGGAUUGGGAGGCUUGGUUUGGCUGUCACCAAGAGCACGUCAAAUAUCAAGAGUCCUUUUCUACUCCUGGAAACCCUGGUGGUGUAGUGGUUAAGAGCUACAGCUCCAAACCAAAAGAAUGCUUUGCCGAUUUGCUGACUCUGAGGAAACUUACCCAACAACUUAGAAGUUGUUACCUAAGAGUGCUUACAUUAGCAGACAGGUCUCUUCUCUCUAGGGAUGGUGAAGUCAGCGAAACGCUCCUUUAACGCUCCUCCAGGGUGAACCACCUACCAGAAGACAUGGAGAAUGCUCUCACUGGGAGCCAGAGGUCUCAUGCUUCUCUGCGUGAUGUCCAUUCCAUCAACCCCACACAGCUCAUGGCCAGGAUUGAGUCCUAUGAAGGAAGGGAAAAGAAAGGCAUAUCCGAUGUCAGGAGGACUUUCUGUCUGUUUGUCACCUUUGACCUCUUAUUUGUAACAUUACUGUGGAUAAUAGAGUUAAAUGUGAAUGGAGGCAUCGAGAGCACGUUGGAGAAGGAGGUAGUGCGGUAUGACUACUACUCUUCUUAUUUUGAUAUAUUUCUUUUGGCAGUUUUUCGAUUUAAAGUGUUAAUACUUGCAUAUGCUGUAUGCAGACUGCGCCAUUGGUGGGCAAUCGCGUUGACGACCGCAGUGACCAGUGCCUUUUUAUUAGCAAAAGUGAUCCUCUCAAAGCUUUUCUCUCAAGGGGCUUUUGGCUAUGUGCUGCCCAUCAUUUCAUUCAUCCUUGCCUGGAUUGAGACCUGGUUCCUGGAUUUCAAAGUGUUACCUCAAGAAGCGGAAGAAGAAAACAGACUCCUACUAGUUCAAGAUGCUUCAGAGAGGGCAGCACUUAUACCUGGUGGUCUUUCUGAUGGUCAGUUUUAUUCUCCUCCUGAAUCUGAAGCAGGAUCUGAAGAAGAAGCUGAAGAAAAACAGGACAGUGAAAAACCACUCUUAGACCUAUGAGUGUACUGCUUUUCUUAAAUGUGAAAAGCCCUUCCCGAAUGUCAUCAGAGGAGGAAAAAAGGCUGGCGAUGGGGGUCUCCUUCUGGAAAGUAGAAAUGCUGACAUCCACUGCUGACUUUGUUGAAUGGCUGAUAAGAACUUAUUUAUUAUAAUACCUCACAGACAUUGUACCAUAUCCACGUACAUUUAGUAGCCUGCUUGGGGCCAGUAAGAUAAUGUCAUGAUCCAUUCUGUUUUCAGUGAGAAUGAAUCUGAUCUGUUCAUGAAUCAUCGCAGAAGUCUUGUGCUGUAUUCAUAAUCAGAACACUUCUUAAUAUAUUGACAUAACAGUUUUUUGGUAAACGAAGUACCUUUUUAUUUUGAUUCACAGUAUGGAGGUUUUUGUUUUGUGUCUCAAACUUAGUUUGUAUUUCUUUUGUAACACCCCAUGUUUCCCUUGUGUUUUUUAACUCAUGCACAUGCACUCUUUGUACAAUUUUAAAAUGUUAAUAAAAUCCACCCUAUCAAAAC